Trichomycterus rosablanca is the source of this 1616-nucleotide messenger RNA. It is a transcript of the gene tmem71, whose product is annotated as transmembrane protein 71. The coding region runs from base 31 to 891 and encodes 286 amino acids. Lineage: Eukaryota; Metazoa; Chordata; Actinopteri; Siluriformes; Trichomycteridae. The record is from RefSeq and is a predicted model, not a curated record. The transcript has 10 exons.
GCAGCGCCUGGCUGCGCACCAGUUGGGAUCAUGGCUUUAUUCUUCAGAGGAGCCAUCACAAGUUCUCCUAUAAAGACCAGAAAGACACAAGAACACGAUGCAUGCUGCAGUUUUGACACAUCCUUCCUUUCCGAUACCUCGUACGAGUGUUUAUCAGUCAACCCAGCCACAGGCUCACUGUGUGUGUGCCGUCGGAGUCCGCGGCUUCUCGCCAAUGGUUACUAUGUUCUGACAGAAGACAGUGUUGCCACCGAUGAUGAGGGCAACCUCACCCUCACUCCAACGCAGACCAACAUUUCCUACAAAGAAAAUCUUGCCCGAAUUUUCCGUCGAAGGCGCAAAGUCAGAAGGUCAUUGGCCACCCUUUUGAGUGACGUCAGCCAGUCAUGUCAGUCAUGGUUGGGGGGAAGCGUUUUCGGUCGAGCCAACAGCCCCUCUCAUGCUGAACCCUCCUCAUGGUUGGAUAUCAGCAGCUGUACUGAACAGGACACACCCAUCCGUUUUACAUUCGAUUGCACAGAAACCAUUCCUCCCGCAAACAAAGAAACAUUCUUGCCAGAAGUGGAACCUCACACAGAAGUCUGUACUGCAGAGGGGCUGCAAAGUCAGACGUUGACCUGUUUGCAUGAUGUCCCGCCAACAUCUAAAUGCCUCUACAAAGGUUACAGCCCACCGACCGACCAACCUUUAGAGGCCAAGUUUAUAAACGUCUCCCUCUUCAUCAUCCUCAUUUUGUGUAUCUAUUCAGCAGUGUUUUACAGAUCGGUACUUGGAGGCAUUGCUGUGUCGCUGGCUUUUCUCUUUUACUUCUAUUUUAUUUGUGUUUUCAAGUCUAGAAGAAUAGGCUUAAGUUUGACCAAGACUGAGGAUAUCACCUCGAGAAAUGAGUGACAAAGAAUCAGACAUCGACUGGAAAGAAGACAUUUGCUUCAUUCACAGUGAAGAAAAUGCAAAUCCGUGUCUGCAUCUGGCCAUGUCAGUAUGUCAGUGUUGAUCGUAACAUCUGUAUGCAUUUACAUUAGUAUUAUAUCAAGAAAAAUGCUGCAUUGAUGCAUUUUGUUAGUAACUACUCAUGACAUGUGGUCUGAUCUUAUCAAGUCCUAUUGACAGACAUGUUAUCGUAAACCUUACCAGAUGUUAUCCAGGAAUGUAAAGGAGAGUAAAUGCUAAAACUGCUAUCAGCAGUUUGCUUUGUGGUAUCACUUUAUUAGGACCAUUUAUAAUAGGCACAUAAACAAAAAUCCUAACCUGUUCUAACACCAGUUUUUACUGAUGCACUUUUUUUGUUUUGUUGUAAAUAAAAACAAAUUUAGCAUUGCAUGUCACACAUCUUACAUAACAUUUGCAAAUUGGCCACUAUUAACUACAAUAAUAACAUUUUCCUUAUGUAGGGAAUCUGUAGGGAAUUUGUAUUAAUGUGGGUUGAUUAAAAAUACAGCCCCAGAUGUUUUUAUACUGCAUGAUUUUAAUAAGCUAUAAGUGCUACUGAUUAUGUAUUAUCUGUUUUGGAAUUAUGUAUUUAUUAUUAUGACUAUUACAAUGUAAUUAAUGCAAAAAAUGUUGGUACUUUUACAUGUUUCAGAGCCGUUUUUGCAAUUAGAAUGUUAGAAUGCUCA